Messenger RNA from Pseudoliparis swirei, 2467 nucleotides. RefSeq names its product NIPA like domain containing 3 (gene nipal3). Bases 111 to 1292 code for a protein of 393 amino acids. Gene Ontology annotation, molecular function: magnesium ion transmembrane transporter activity. Lineage: Eukaryota; Metazoa; Chordata; Actinopteri; Perciformes; Liparidae. The transcript has 11 exons. Gene Ontology annotation, cellular component: membrane. Gene Ontology annotation, biological process: magnesium ion transport. The record is from RefSeq and is a predicted model, not a curated record.
UGCUCCCCGUCCCGAAGAUGGUGUCCGGCUCAUCGUAACGCCGGAUAAACAGGAGCAUAUGAGUGAUAAACACAAUGCCACAGCGACGUGAGACAAUAGAUAGUGUUUGAAUGAAUCGCGUGGCUCUGGAGGCGAAGAGGAUGCCUCUCCUCAGAGCCGACGGAGGCUCCUACACGGACAACCUCAUUGGAACAUUGCUUGCUAUUUUUGGGAAUGUGCUUAUCAGCAUCUCCUUAAGCAUUCAGAAAUACAGCCAUGUGAAGUUAGCGGGAACCAAGGACCUGCGCGCGUUCUACCGCACCAAGUCCUGGUGGAGUGGGUUCGUCCUGCUGUGUCUCGGGGAAGGAGCCAACUUUGUUUCCUACGCCUUCGCCCCCCUCGCUCUCGUCGCCACUCUAAACGCCGUGUCCAUCCUGACCAGCUCGAUUCUGGGUCUCAUUUUUCUGCGAGAGAAAUUGAAGCCGCGGGACUUUGCGAAGCGCUAUGGGCUGUCCUUCCUGGGCUAUUUUCUCACCUUAGGUGGAACAUACCUCUUUGUAGCAUUUGGACCAAACUCUCAUGAAAAACUCAAAGCAGAGAACAUCGUGGCACACCUGAUAGGAUGGCCGGUUCUCUUGUAUAUGCUCCUGGAGAUCAUCACGUUCUGCCUGCUCUUAUACUUCUACAAGCAGCGCCACGCUAACUACCUCAUUGUUAUUCUGAUGCUGGCCGCGCUGCUGAGCUCAGCCACAGUCAUCACGGUGAAGGCGGUGUCGGGCAUGCUGGUUCUCACCAUCGAGGGCGCCAUGCAGCUCGACUACCCCAUCUUCAGCAUCAUGUUCGUCUCCAUGGUGGCUUCGGUGAUCUUCCAGGCCAAAUUUCUCUCCCAAGCUUGUAAGGUGUAUGACCCCUCUCAGAUUGCCGGUCUCAACUACAUCCUCUCCACCGUCUUCGCCGUAGUUGCUGGCGCUGUGUAUUACGUAGAGUUCAAGAACGAGGACGUUCUUCACAUCUCAAUGUUUUUGUUGGGAUCUGCUUUCUCUUUCCUCGGGGUCUUUAUCAUCACCAAGAACAGGAAAAGGAUCAAGACCUUUGAGCCCUAUGUCACGAUGGAUAUGGUUACUGGUAUCCCGACUAUUCAUGACGAGGGCCUUUUCGUUCAGCCGGAGAUCAAUGGGGCUUUCUCCUACGGGGCUCUGGUCAACAACGAUGGCGUGGCCCCCGCGGCGCUCGCCGUCAACCGGAAACGACCACCGGCGGACUCGAUGUCCACUGAACCAUCUUCUGGCCCCCCUGACCUGAAAGAAGAUUAAAGUAUUUUGAUUGGGGGUUCUUUCUCCUCUUUUUAACUAUAAACGAUAUUCAAGGACCUUGAAAGAUCAAGAUAAGUUCAGUUCUUUUCACAAUUACACAACCUCCAGCUCUGAAGGGGGGAGUCUGCUGGGAGUUUAACUUUUUCCGUACACUCCUCUCCACCUGCUUUCCUUUUGGAUAUCUCUGAACCGAAACGUGACCUUGAGAAGCGUUGCAUUAUUUGAGAAGAUGUCAGCUGUAUUUAAAUGAACGGAAGAAACCGGAAGCUGCUGGACGUUGUCGUGGAUUCACGAUGAGACGACGGCGGAGAUGGCGUUGUGCCUUGGAGCUUCCCCUACUUCUCACUUCCAUGACUGUUAAGCAAUUAAGUGCUCAUUAAUAAGUGUUUGAAGCGAUCUGUUCUUCCAUUGAGGAUGAUGAAGAUACUCCUCCAAAGAUAUACAAUGUUGUUCCAGACUUGCCAAGGAGCAUUGUGACUUUAAAUAUCUGCCUCGGACUCUCUCUGAAACGAGUGGUUUUCACUCCAUAAUGUUGCCUCUUGUUCUCUGAAUUGCAUUGUUUCGAUAUUUUUCCCGACGGGACCAAAAGUGGAUGCACAUUUUCUAAUUUAUUGUCAUGUAUUUAUUAAUGUUCAUGUUAGCUUUUAGUGUGCCUUUAAAAAAAUCUCUACCCCGGAUUAAUUACUGUAAGAGGGCACAUGACCCAGGUAGGUGAGUGAAGCAUCACUGUAGCAGUUAUGAAACAAAAGCAAUUGUAAUAUGUCAAUACCUAUUGGAAUAACAAUGUAAAACCUUUGAAAAGAGAGGUGAUAAUAACACUUUGACUCAAACAGAGGGAAGCAUCUUGUAUUAACUGAUAAAGAUGAGAUGUUCACUGUACUCAAACAUGUCAACAUUUAGUUUGGGCCAAAAUUGUGUUUGUCACCUUUUAAGCUGACGUAAUACAGCCAUGGUACCGGUUUUAUAAUCACAUUUGAUAAAAUACUCCAGAAGGAAUGAAUGGAUGCAGACAUUGAUUCAUUCAUUUCUGCAGUGUUAAAGCAGUCGUUUUUUUUGUGUCAGUAUUCAAUAGUUAUUUUCAUUAUAUCCCCUGUGGUUGUGUGUGUGUGUACAUGCCCCUCACCGUGUGAACCAACUGAAGCCUAUACUGUUAAUAAAACUGCCAACUAAUGAUG